AUGUCGGCGUUUGAGGAACUGGGUAUAUGUCCCGAGAUAAUUCGCGCAGUGGAAGAGGAAGGGUGGCUUUUGCCUACAGCCAUUCAGCAAGAAGUGAUCCCUAAUAUAUUGACGGGCCGAGAUGUAUGCGCGGCAGCUGAAACUGGUAGUGGUAAAACGGGUGCUUUUGGUAUGCCUUGUUGUCAAAUAGUUCAUGAGCUACUUGUCAAGGGAUGUGCUUCAGAUAUGGGAGAGGUACCGGCAGCUACAGUGUCGACUCGCUUACAACCCGAUAUUAACGAUAAGGACCCUCAAGUCCUAUUCACUCAGGAGGGAGGCGAGAUUAGAUGCGACAAUGAUGCCAGGUGGCAAGGAAUCAGGUGCAACCCUCCCAUCGCAAGCGGAAAGUACUGUUUCGAGGCCACUUUGUUGACCGAGGGCCUGACGCGAAUAGGAAUAAGCACCGCCGGAGCGACGCUCGAUUUGGGCUGCGACAGCCAUUCCUGGGGCUUUGGCAGCACAGGAAAGAAAAGCUAUAAUAGAACUUUUGAUACCUACGGGCGGCCGUUCCGCCAAGGGGACACAAUAUCUGUAUUGAUAGAUAAAACUGGCAAUACAGUAGAGUGGGCCAUCAAUGGGGAACGCCAAGGCGUUGCUUUUGGCAUAGUAAAGGAUCGCGCAGUUAAAGCACACGUGUGCGGCAAGGGAGCGCAUGUCAAAAUUUCCGGAGAGGACCUUCUGUAUACGUUUGAGGGCUAUGCGCCUAUUAAUAGUGUACGAUCAGAAGACCUAGGAAUUGCUGGAAAUGCAUCCGGACCACCAGACGACGAGAGAAGUCCUAUAUGUGUAAUUUUAGAGCCAACCCGAGACUUGGCGCAGCAGACGUAUGCCUGUAUUCUUCAAUACUCCAAGUAUCUUUCAUCACCCGACAUUCGAGCAUUGCUCUGUACUGGCGGACGCGGCAAUGACCAUGAGAUAGUGGACAAACUGCGAAAAGGAGUGGACGUGGUUGUUGGAACUUUACGGGCAAUAACCCACCUGAGCCUGAAAGGAGAUUUGUGUUUGAAUAAGUUGCGAUUUCUGAUCUUGGAUGAGGGCGAUGAGUUGCUUAAGAACGACGACCGGGAAUUUGUUAGCAAGAUUCAGCAGCGCGCUAUGGCUAGCGUUGGGAGGAGGGUUCAGACACUGUUUGUAUCGGCAACAUUGCACGACAAGAAGGUACGGGGCAUGAUCGAGAACUUGACCCAUGACGCAGUUUGGGUGGACCUGAAAGGACGUCCUCACGUACCGGACAGUGUGCGAGCAUGUUUAUAUGUCAUUGAUGCUAACCAUCCGGAGCGGUACGAACUGUUAUUGAAGUCUGUGAAAUUGAAGGACGGAACAACCCUUUUGGAUCGAGAGCCGCCCACUGACGGAGUUCACGCCAAUGAAGCGGCGAGGUUUAGUGGAUCUCCGGAGGGGAAGAAGAGCCAAAUAAACAAGUCCUUGAAGCCUCGAAUUGCGGUGGCAAUUGCGGAUACCUUGAAGAUGCCGUCGUGCCUAAUUUUCUGUCGUACGAACGUGGACUGCACUAACAUGGAGACGUAUCUUAAUUCACUGGGCGCCGCAAAAGGAGCGGCGAACGGGGAGAGGUUUAGAGGAAAACGCGAAGGAGGCAAAGAGAACCCGUAUUCUUGCGUAGUACUGGCGGGUAUGAGAGACCAGCGAGAGCGAGAACAGAAUCUUGCCCAUUUCAAAGAGGGUGAUGUUCGCUUCUUAAUUUGUACGGAUGUGGCAGCCCGAGGCAUUGACAUUCCCGCUCUCCCUUUCAUGAUCAUGAUGAACAUUCCGGACGACAUUGAUCAGUGGUUCCAUCGGGCUGGCCGUGUAGGUAGAGCCCAGAUUUUGGGUCUUGCUAUUACUUUGGCAUGCACUGAAAAAGAAAAGGUUUGGUAUCAUGCAAAUUGUAGGAAUAAGGGAGUAGGAUGUACCAAAACCAAUCUAGUUUCCGACGGAGGCUGCUGUAUCUGGUAUGAUGACCCCAACUACAAGGAAUCACUGGAAGACUUGUUGGAAGUCCCCUUACCAGUCAUGACCCCAGACACAUUAUUUGCGCCUGGCAUCCUAGACACCAACCAAUCCAGCUCGGAUCCCGACCUCUAUAUCAAAAUUGAAAAUCAUAUAACUCCCAGCCCUACCAACACAGCAGCUGCCUUUGGCCAGAGCGCCCCAGCAGACAGUGCUAGCCAACCGCGUUACAACCUCCUACCAGCGGCUCAGGAAUUGUCGAAUUUGGAAGAACAUUUGCAGAAUAUGUAUCUUAAAAUUGCGCCCACUCCGAAGAAAAUUCGGUCCUGA
This is a messenger RNA of Gregarina niphandrodes, 2316 nucleotides long. RefSeq names its product putative ATP-dependent RNA helicase. The coding region runs from base 1 to 2316 and encodes 771 amino acids. Lineage: Eukaryota; Apicomplexa; Conoidasida; Eugregarinorida; Gregarinidae. Gene Ontology annotation, molecular function: protein binding; ATP binding; RNA helicase activity. The record is from RefSeq and is a predicted model, not a curated record. The transcript has a single exon.